UUGAGAGGAGUAAGUUCAAAGGUGAAGGAAAUGAUGGUUCCAAUAUUUAAUUUCUAUUCUAUUUAUUUAUGUUUCAGUCUUGUUGACAUGGCAAAUGCUGUUCAAGUUAAUCCCUACUCUGGAGAAAGGCCAGAGUAGAUGUAAAAAUGUCUGGGAAGACUGGGAUGAUGCUUCCCCAAGUCAAAUACUUAAAACAGUAGUUUUUGUUUAUAAUGGAACUCACAUCUUUGCCUAAAUUUCUGUGGACAAAUGACAACAAACUUCUUCAUCACCAUUUUCCGGAUGUAUUGGCUACUGUUCACACCACACAAGACAUUCCCGAAGAAGCUGUUUUUGGACCAUGUAUGCUCCAAAACACCCUAGUGGACACUGUAGCUUUUAUUGCCCUCAAGUGUUCUGAAAGACGGAGCAUCCAUUACGUAUUCAAGGUGGAUGUUACGUCUGUGCACAGUCCUACAGGGCUGCCUUGGAUGAGACUUGUACAAGCAGCUGCCAAUAGCAAGGAGCAAAACUUAGAAGCUUACUUAGAAAACAGUCAGUUAUAUUAUCGCUCUACCAGGAAAAUCAACAAAAAUGAGGAGCUGCUUGUCUGGUAUGAUGAGGAGCUUUCCAGCCUCUUGGGUUUCAAUGAGAUAAAAGCUCAAAGUCCCCAAAAUGAGCUGAGAUGCCAAGAAUGCAACCGAGUCUUUAAAUGUGAGCAUUCGUAUCUCUCCCAUGUCCGCUUCCUAUGCGGACCAGAGAAGAGUGCCCUGCUAUGGAGAAACUUCCAGGAUGGCAAGACUGAAAAAGGCAACUUAGAGGACCAGACCACAAAUUUCCACAGCCUGGCAAGGGAUCUAGAGGUCAAAAUGGCAGCUCAUAAAGAUGAUGCCCAUGGUCUCACUGGAGAAAAGAGAGCAAAACUAGAAGAGGCUGAGAACAACAGGAGCAGAAAAACAGUGUUGUUGGAGAAAACAAAUAACCUGAGUGAGGGACGUAACUGUGGGGGCAAGGAAGAAGUUGGGGGAGAGCGCUCACUGGCAGGUUCUUUCUGGAAGCCUAGUUCAGGGAGGCAAUCAGCUAGGAAGGAUGCUUUUGAGCAGAAGCAGAGUGCUUUCACUGAGGUCAGGAGGGUGAAAGAGAAGAUGAGGAAUGAGAAACCCAAGGAAUCAGAAGAGGAGGAUGACACAGUCCCAGCUAGUAAGGAGCAGGUAUCAAAGGAAGUGUUGCUGAACUCCUCUGGCAGUGCAUUCUCCUUUGUGUGGCCCACCAGAGCCCGAGGAGAGCAGAAGAGUGCUUUCAGCAAGCCUAGUAAAUGUCUAGCAGAAAGAGCUGCAAUAAAUUCUUCUCAUCCCAUGAGUGAGUCACCAAAGAGCCUGGGGGAGCUGUCCGGCUUCAUUGCCACCACAGACAUCAUGUGCUGCAGCACUCUUCUCAAUUCCAAGUUCUUCGUCAGUGAUUUGUGUAAUGCUCAGAUGCUGCAGACUAGCAUCACUCGGAGCAAUGUUUUCCCAUAUACCUCAGACCUGUGGUCCAAACAAGCAGGAGGACAGUUACAAAACACAAGCACCACUUCUUCCUCCUCCUCCUCCUCUUCCUUGACUCUUCUUCCCCCUACCUUCACGUCAUUUGGAGUGGCUGCCCAGAACUGGUGUGCCAAAUGCAACCUGUCCUUUCGCAUGACAUCUGAUUUAGUCUUCCACAUGCGGUCACAUCACAAAAAAGAAUACUCCUCAACUGAAUCCCAGAGCAAGAGGAGACGAGAGGAGAAGCUAACAUGUCCAAUUUGUCAUGAGUACUUCCGAGAACGCCAUCAUUUAUCCCGGCACAUGACCUCUCACAAUUAGAGCUGUGCAGACAGAUCUCACCAAGGGACUGGGCAGGUUGGGUGAAGAAGGGAAACAUUAUUCAAUUGUAUCAAUUUCUUUUUGCAGUUACAUUAAUUUCUUACAGGAGAUCACUGUUUACAGUAAUUUAUAAUAGAUGCUUUGCAAAAAAUAUAAAAUGUUUACAAAAGUCUGAGUGGGUUGUUAGAUCUGAAAACUCAACCUAGCCCUUUUCAAUCUAUUUUUGAGGAAAUAAAGUAGUGAAAUGAAUGCACAUGCAGUAUUAAUUUGCAAAGAGUUGGGAACAAAGGUAUCAUUUUUCAGAUAGAGUUUGCUUUGCUUGUAUCUGAUUUGCUGGUGUAUGUGCAGUACAAUGUAAAUACAGAAGUAACACACUCUUUACUGAAUGUGGAAUCUUUAAACACUAAAAAAAAAAAAAAAAAAAAAAGUGUUUAUAUGCUUAAAGAAAAUAAGUUACUUUUCCUAGUUUUCCUAGCAGCUUUGGUGGACUCACUCCUUUGUGUUAGCUGAAUUUGCUCUCUUAUCAGAUUCAUCUCACUGUCUCCUUGGCUUUGGAAGGGACUACUUAAAGUUAAGACUACCUGAAAAUAGUGGUUGUCAAAAAGUGACCAACACACAGCCAAAGAGGAUGUGAGUCGUAAAUCAGUACAUCUGAGUUCUGUUCUAUGCUCUGCCGCUUUUGAAAUAUCUUACACAAAACCAAAUCAAGAUGGAUCUGCAUCAAAAUGUGACCUGUUGUCAACACAAUCAUGUAGACAGGGAGCGCAAAUUCUUCCCUGAGGUGUGCUUGCAAAAUGUGUGUGACUUUGGUAGGCAUAUAGAUCGGAUAGGGGCAGAGUUUAGCUUGUGGUUUUCAGUUUCUGGAUAUACUAAAGAAAGUACCUGGGAUGUCUGAGUUACUGCUAUCUACUGGUAGACAGAAUCUGCACCCUUUAAGUCUGGAUGAGAGGCUCUGUUCUGCUGACAGCUAGAAGAGGAACAUCCUUCAGAAAAUGACAGAAGCAUUAAUUGCAUUGGAUGAGACCAUCUCUAUCAUUUGCUUUCUACAUUGGCCAAUCCAUCCAUUUUAAAGAAGAUGCCAAAGUCUCUCUGUAGCCAGUCUAUAUGAGACAGUUUUCCGUUGCCUUCUUUGGUUUGUGCUCUGCUUAAUCUCAAUCAGUUUAUAUUGCUUGAAGGGGAGGGGAGGGAAAGCAAGAACCCUGCCUGUUGUUACUGCAGCUCAUCUAAUUAGCCCUUCAUUACUUUCUAAAUCCAUUUAGGGACUUUCUCUUGAUAGCUUAUGACAACAUGUUAUUCAAGUGAACAUUUAUGUCUCUCUUGAAGGGGAUUUUUUUAAGGCUGUCUCCUGUUUUUGUGGCCUGUCUCUGAGCUUCAUCUGCAGUUAUUCCCUUUCAGAAAGAGAAUUGUUAAAAACUGCUUAUUUCUCAAAUAAGAGUACCCCUAGGAUUUGUAUAGGACAUUACAAUAUACUCCUUUUAACUUCAUGCUGAUGAUACAGUCCAGUGUUUGUCUGCAGCACACUGGACAGAAUUUUUUAUUGAGUUCCCAUGAUGAUGCUUAGGUUGAUAAUGCAAGUAUCGGACAAGUGACAAGAGACAGCCCUAGAGUCUUAGGCUGUCAAUUGGGAUCAACAUAUUACCCUCAUUGCCAUCUCUUGGGAGAUUUCUCUAAGUCAGAGACCAUAUUCUUAUAUUAUUAUUUUAAUAAUAAUAUACUGUUUGUUAUUAAUACAUGGCUGUUUCCUGUUAGCAUAAACAUUUGACUUAUUGUAGGCCAGUCACCGGCUGUGCACUCCAGUUUUAUUUUCCCAACAUAAAGUGAUUAAACCUUUACAUUAUGCCUUUGAGUUUAGAGGACAUAAAUUGAGACUGGAGGUCUGGUUGGACUGCAACACAGCUUUCCCAGGUCAGUGGUGGAACUUCUUUCAUUGGAGUCAUUAAAAACCAAAGUGAACAAAAGCUUUGAAACAUGCAGCACAGGGAACAACCUUGCAUUGAGUAGGGGAUGAUGUGGUUUCCUCCUAAUCUUUCCAUCUCUAUUUUGUGUCCAAUAACAUUUACUGUGUAAGGAAUAUAUUUAUGGCAAGGUUUUACAGGCCAAAUUUCACUCCAUCUGGUUUUAUCUGGGUGCCAGCCAGUUUACUGUGAAGUCAGUGUCCAUAAAGUGUAAUAAAGGACUCCAUGGUGUAACUGCAUUCAUAUGUGGUUAGGGUUAUAGUUCCCAUUAGUAGUUUAGGCCAGAUUGUGAUCUCACUUAUUCCAGUGCAAAUCCAGAAUAAUUCCAUGUUGCUACUCCUGAUUUACAUCAAUAAUAUUCAGAUCAGUCUGACCCUGUAUGAAUAAGACUAAAGAUUUAUUUAUUUAUUUUUCAUACCAUUACUGCCAAAUAUUCUCCUCUGUGCUUUCUAUAAAAUGCUGUUGUCUUAACAGUUGUAUGUUAGAAACUUAGCUUCAGAUUUCUUCUGGAAAAAGACAGGAGCAGCUACGCAAUGCUUCCCUGUAUUAUGUUGGUUCAUUGCUUCACCACUCCAAGGGCCUGUUUUUCCAGUGCGCUACACUUGGUUAUCAUUUAGGUCAGAAUGAAGCAGUAUCUAACUGGCUACAUGGUUUCACUGAUUUUGUGUUGGUAUAAGUGAUACUGGGAAAGCGUGGAAAAACAGCCACUGAUAAAAAGCUGCUAAAUCUCCAGAUUUCUUCCAAUGGUGUGUUAGAUCUACAUCCUCAGAGCUCUCAUUAGUAAUUAAACUUCAUUCUGCCCAUCCUGUGAGGCUUAAGUAAGCAGCAAGACUACGGGGAGAGAGAGCUUUCCUUUAUAUCAUGAAGUUGUUUUCUUUGGUGAAAGAAAAAAAGAAAAAAAAAAAAAAAAAAAAACAGCACAAAAAAUGACCUAUAACCUAGUUUCUUUGUGGACAUAUCUCAGCCACAUAACUUAGAUACUGUGAUGACAAACCCUGUAUAAAUGCCUUCUGUGCAUAGAAAGAAAAGAGAAACAGUUACAAAGAGUGUCAGAGCUGAUUCAAAAUACAAAAAUGAAGAGGAGAGGUUUCUAACUAGCUUUCCCUCUGACAUUGUCCUUAUCUCCUCCAGUUGCAGGAACAGCAUGGAUUACGCUAGCAUGUAAAGAUUGGGGGGUUUCCUCUUGCAAAACAGAAAUCCCACUACAGGGAAGCGUGUACUGUCCUUACCCCUCUUCAAAUGGCCAAUGGCACAAUGAUUGAGUGAACAAAUUGCUUUUUACACCGACAAUUACAGUGUUUUGUGAACUAAGACCUGUUUACACACACUACUGUCCAGUAUCACAUUCUUUUGCCAGCUACACCUGUGCUGACAUCAGAGCAAAAUAUCAUCGGCGCCAGCAGAAUCAGACCUUGAUUCCUAUGUGUGAAAUAAGCUCUUGUGCAAAGCCCCUCAUGCAACUGGGGGGAAUGUCUUUUAUGUGUCUCAUGUUUAACUGAGUGUCUCAUCUAAGUUGGGCUACAUAAACCCUUGCACUUAGCCAAAAUUCUGGGAGAUUUUAUUUCUUUAUAUGAAAAUAUUCAUAUUAAAGCUGAGUGAACCAAGGCAGCGCAGGCAGAAGGAAGCCUAACGAGACAAAGAAAAACAAACUUCCUGUAACUGAGUCAUGCUGGAAGCUUUUUUUCCUAAUGUCUGGAAAUCUGAACAUUUAAAUUGGUGCGCAUGAAAGGAAAUCCUGCUGGAAGAAAAGCACUCCCCUAGAUGUUCUUGAAGAAAUGAAGGGACUUAAGGAAUUCAUGAAGGACUGCAUCCAGUCCCAGUGCAAUACUGUGAUUUUACUGGAGGGAUCUUUGUCUUUUGUAUGACUAGAGAUACUUGGAGGAAAAAAAUGGAGAUGUGUUUCUUUAUCACAACCACACUCAGAUUUUUGAAGAGUAUGCAUGUGCUUGUUUUUAGGAGUAAGUUUUCACUAAUUCCUUACUGAAUCUGUGGGCUCCCUACAGACCACAGUUUGAAAAUCACUGGUCUAGGGCAGUUUUUGUGGUGUGAUCAAGGAAGACUGCAUUAGAAGCACUCUCCAGAGAGCAAGAAUGCAGCAUUCUGUAGCAAAAAACAAACAAAAAAAAAACAAAACAAACAAGCAAAUAAAAAACAAGUAAGCUGGCCGCCA
Messenger RNA from Anas platyrhynchos (mallard), 5951 nucleotides. Lineage: Eukaryota; Metazoa; Chordata; Aves; Anseriformes; Anatidae. The record is from RefSeq and is a predicted model, not a curated record.